AUGGUAUCUCCAAAACUUGAAAAACAUAACUGGAGAGCUCUACCACCUGAACUACGCUUAUCUUUAACACUCAGAUAUUUAGCUACGGGUGAUCAGAUACUAUCCAUAGCACUGGCAUACCGUAUUGGAGAAUCGACAGCACGUGCUAUUAUAAAAGAAACAACUAAAGUCAUUUCGAGUGUUUUACUUCCUAAAGUAUUACAGCCACCAUCUGAAGCAGAUUAUAUGCGAAUUAGUGCAGGAUUCCUUGAAAAGUGGAAUUUUCCAAAUUGUUUGGGUUCAUUUGAUGGCAAACAUUGCGUUAUUCAAGCUCCUUCACUAUCUGGCAGUUUAUACCACAACUAUAAAAAAACAUUUAGUAUAGUAUUAAUGGCUGCUUGUGAUUCAAAUUAUAAAUUCACCUUAGUCGAUAUUGGUUCGUAUGGAAGUCAAAAUGAUGCAGGAAUCCUCAAGGAACAAUACUAUGCUUGGAGAAACGAGCUAGGUGCUUUAGUAUAA
Molecule: messenger RNA, 498 nt
Organism: Cyphomyrmex costatus
Lineage: Eukaryota; Metazoa; Arthropoda; Insecta; Hymenoptera; Formicidae
Exons: 3
Coding region: 1-498 (165 amino acids)
Source: RefSeq, a predicted model, not a curated record